Pestalotiopsis fici W106-1 is the source of this 714-nucleotide messenger RNA. RefSeq lists its product as uncharacterized. Gene Ontology annotation, molecular function: peroxidase activity. The transcript is spliced from 3 exons. The coding region runs from base 1 to 714 and encodes 237 amino acids. NCBI's taxonomy places the organism in Eukaryota, Fungi, Ascomycota, Sordariomycetes, Amphisphaeriales, Sporocadaceae. The record is from RefSeq and is a predicted model, not a curated record.
AUGCGGAGUGCUCUAGGCUGGCUUUUUAUGGUGGCUCUCCCAAUUGAGGCACACCUUCACAAUCGAGCCAAUGAGUGGCAAGCGCCUCAAUCUGGAGACAGUCGUUCACCAUGCCCGAUGCUCAACUCAUUGGCAAACCACGGCUUUCUACCACGAAAUGGACUAAACGUAGAUGCACCAACGCUGCGAAAUGCUCUCCAGUCCAAUAGCUUUGACCCCGACGCCCUUUCCGAUGUCAUAACCCAGGCUUUGAGCACUUCCACGACGGGCAACAGCUCGACUUUUAAUCUCGCCGAUACAGUCAAGCACAAUGUUAUCGAACAUGAUGGGUCAUUAUCCAGAGACGAUUACGCCCACGCCCAAAACGACUUGCACUUUGAUGCGGAAAUCUGGUCACAAGUCGUCUCUCAUUUCACUAGUGAUACCAUUAGUAUAGAGACUGCGGCGAAGGCGAGACUUGACCGCAUCGCCAAUGCACAAUCAACAAACUCGGAGUAUUCGCAGCCCAACGGUGACACGGCAAGUCUGGCCGAGACCGCAUUCUAUCUGAUGCUGCUCGGAGAUCGGGUAGAUGGAAACCCCCCUACUGCGUGGGUCAAGAUCUUUUUCGAGCAAGAAAGACUACCAUUUGCGGAAGGGUUCGUGAACAAGGACCCAGUCAUGACUCUAGACGAAAUUGAGACUAUGAUGAGCAAGAUCUCGGCAGUGCAAUAG